This is a messenger RNA of Spinacia oleracea (spinach), 2345 nucleotides long. Its product is annotated as D-3-phosphoglycerate dehydrogenase 2, chloroplastic. NCBI's taxonomy places the organism in Eukaryota, Viridiplantae, Streptophyta, Magnoliopsida, Caryophyllales, Amaranthaceae. Gene Ontology annotation, cellular component: chloroplast stroma. Gene Ontology annotation, biological process: L-serine biosynthetic process. The transcript is spliced from 3 exons. Gene Ontology annotation, molecular function: phosphoglycerate dehydrogenase activity; NAD binding. The coding region runs from base 151 to 2055 and encodes 634 amino acids. The record is from RefSeq and is a predicted model, not a curated record.
AUUAAAAAGAAUUAAAAGCUCACCUUUCACCCCAUUUAACUAUUCAGAAAUUCCCUCAUUUCCCUUCAUUUUAUUUCUCCCCUCAAAUCAUACAUUAGAGGGAAAAAAGAUUAGCAAAAACAAAAAAAAACAAAAAAAAAAACAAAAAAAAUGGCUACAUCUGCUAAAACUUCAUCAAUCUUCUCAAGUGUAGCCCAAAAUCAACCAAAAAAAUUAUCAUUAUUUCAUGAAAAUAAUAAUACAAGUCUCUGUUAUUUUGUGAGAAAAUCAUCCUCAAAAAAUUUGAUUAACCUCUCCUUGAAAAAAUCAAAGCAUCUGAAUAGCGUAGUAACAAAAAAUGCCCUGAACACAAACACAAUUGAUUUAUCGACGACAACCAAAGAGCCGUCGGUUGGUAGUAAUGGGACAGGUGAGAAACAAACCCGUCCCAUGAUCCUGGUCUCCGAGAAGCUCGGAGAAGCAGGGCUCUCUGUUUUACGUGAGUUUGGUGAUGUAGACUGUCUGUAUGACCUUACUCCUGAGGAUCUUUGCAACAAGAUCACGCAGUACGAUGCGUUGAUUGUGAGAAGUGGGACGAAGGUGAACAGGGCGGUGUUUGAGGCGGCUAAGGGCGGCUUGAAAGUGGUGGGGCGUGCUGGUGUUGGGAUUGACAAUGUUGAUCUGCAGGCCGCGACGGAGUAUGGCAGUUUAGUGGUUAAUGCACCCACGGCGAAUACGAUUGCCGCGGCGGAGCAUGGGAUUGCGUUGCUUACUUCUAUGGCGAGGAAUGUUGCUCAGGCUGAUGCUUCUAUGAAAGCUGGGAAAUGGGGAAGAAGCAAGUAUGUAGGAGUGUCUCUGGUGGGGAAGACUUUGGCUAUAAUGGGAUUUGGGAAGGUAGGAUCAGAAGUUGCUAGAAGAGCUAAAGGACUGGGAAUGCAUGUGAUUGCUCAUGAUCCUUAUGCUCCGGCAGACAGAGCACGUGCAGUUGGUGUUGAAUUGGUUUCUUUCGACCAGGCCAUCUCCACUGCUGACUUUGUCUCCUUACAUAUGCCUCUUACUCCGGCAACUAAGAAAGUCUUCAAUGACACCACCUUUUCUAAGAUGAAGAAAGGUGUACGCCUCGUUAAUGUUGCUAGGGGUGGUGUUAUUGACGAAGAUGCUUUGAUUAGGGCUCUCGACACUGGCAUUGUUGCCCAGGCAGCACUUGAUGUUUUCUCAGAGGAACCCCCUUCUAAGGAUAGCAAAUUGGUACAGCAUCAAAACGUCACUGUCACACCUCAUCUUGGAGCCAGUACCAAAGAAGCUCAGGAAGGAGUGGCUAUUGAGAUAGCAGAGGCUGUUACUGGAGCAUUGAAAGGUGAACUCUCUGCAACUGCAGUCAACGCGCCAAUGGUACCUGCUGAGGUUUUAUCAGAACUAGCUCCUUAUAUCCAGUUAGCUGAGAAGCUAGGCAGACUAGCAGUACAGUUGGUGGCUGGAGGAAGCGGUAUCCAGACAAUCAAAGUGUCUUACAGAUCAGCAAGAGGCCCAGAUGACCUUGAUACUAGACUCCUCAGAGCAAUGAUCACCAAAGGUAUCAUUGAACCCAUCUCUGAUAUGCACAUCAACCUUGUCAAUGCAGACUUCACUGCCAAACAGAAGGGUCUUCGAAUUACUGAGGAGCGAGUUUCUGCAGACUCAUCUCAUGAGAAUCCAAUCCACUCACUCCAAAUUCAGAUCCCAAAUGUACAGUCCAAAUUCGAGAGUACCAUCUCGGAAAAGGGGGAUAUAAGCAUCGAAGGAAAAGUUAAGGACGGGAUUCCCCAUUUGACCCGUGUUGGGUCUUUUGCUGUGGAUGUAAGUCUUGAAGGGAACAUUAUCCUUUGCAGGCAGGUUGAUCAACCAGGCAUGAUUGGCAAAGUAGGGAACAUUCUAGCUGAUAAUAAUGUCAAUGUUAACUUUAUGAGUGUUGGGAGGACUAGUAAGAAGCACAAGGCUAUAAUGGCAAUUGGUGUCGAUGAAGAACCUCAAGAGGAUGCCCUCAGCAAGAUUGGACAAGUUCAGGCAGUCGAAGAGUUUGUGUUCCUAAAACUCUAGGAAACUUCAACCGUACAUGCAGGAACAGAUUCUAAAAUAAAGGCUGGCUUCUGACAUUCAGACCAACCCUGCUUUGCAUAUGCAAAGCCACCUCAGGGUUUUACUCCCUAUAUUUAUAUAUUGGUAACAGUAUUUCAGGAACUAGUGCCCCUUAGCCCCCCACCCCAACAGAAAAAAAAACGGUUUGAUAUAUGAUCUCGAGUUGAAAGCAACUUCAUAAAUAUAUGUAAGAACGUAAGGUCCUUGUUUGAUUACAAUAUUAAUGCAGCAAGUGAGUUUGGUUUGAAUAA